AUGUCAGGGACCCUGGGUGGAAAGAAGUGGACAGUGAAGGCAGAGAGGGUCAUCAAUGAGGAGGAAAAAAGGCAAAGGGGUGUCCCAACAUCAUUUACAAAACAAUUUGGGAAGACCUGCCGGCAUUUUCCUGGCCUACAGCCUUGGAUGAGCGAAACUGACGAGUUCCUGUUCCUGGAUGGUGUGCUGCAGAAACCAGCAGUGAAUGUGAAGAAAAUGGAGAAUUUGAAGAUAAAGAAGGAGAAGAAGCAGAAGCAAAAGCUCACGGAAAAGUGGAAACACACAGACAAGACAGAUGCCAAGGAUCUAGCCUUGCUGCGGCAGUGCCUGGGACCUGGCUGUGUGUAUCCCACCCGGCCAGGCUCCAAGUACUGCUCGGACGACUGUGGCAUGAAACUGGCAGCUGACCGCAUCUAUGAGAUUCUGCCCAAGCGCAUCCAGCAGUGGCAUAAGAGCCCCUGCAUUGCUGAGGAGCACAGCAAAAAAAUGCUUGAGCGCAUCCACCGUGAGCAGCAAGAUGCUCACAUCCGCCUGAAGGACAUGGAGUGCCAUUUCCAUGAACUUGAGGCCAUAAUUCUGCGUGGCAAGCAGCAGGCUGUGUGCAAGGAUGAGGAGACCAACAAAAGUAACAGGAACAACGUAAACCUGCAGAUCUUCUGUGUCUCCUGCGGGCAGUCAGUCAGUGUGCGUGUUGCCCUGCGCCACAUGGAACACUGUUUUGCCAAGUAUGAGUGCAAGUCUUCCUUCGGGUCCAUGUACCCCACUUGCAUUGAAGGGGCCACAAGGCUCUUCUGUGAUGUUUACAACCCAAAGAGUAAGAGGUACUGUAAACGGCUCCAGGUGCUGUGCCCUGAGCACUCAAGGGAUACCAAGAUACCAGACGAUGAGGUGUGCGGUUGCCCACUAGUGCACAAUGUCUUUGAGGUCACUGGUAAUUUCUGUUGUCUUCCCAAACGCUUAUGCAACCUCCACUACUGCUGGGAGAAGCUGAGGCGUGCUGAGGUGGACCUAGAGCGCCUUCGUGCGUUGCACAAGCUGGAAGAGCUAGUUGAGCAGGAGCACAAGGUGCGCACGGCUAUGACGAACCGGGCAGGGCUGCUGGCCCUGAUGCUUCACCAGACAAUCCAGCAUGACCCACUCACCACCGACCUGCGCUCCAAAGUAGACAGCUGA
Mirounga angustirostris (Northern elephant seal) is the source of this 1173-nucleotide messenger RNA. Its product is annotated as CXXC-type zinc finger protein 1-like. The transcript has 8 exons. The record is from RefSeq and is a predicted model, not a curated record. The coding region runs from base 1 to 1173 and encodes 390 amino acids. Gene Ontology annotation, cellular component: Set1C/COMPASS complex. NCBI's taxonomy places the organism in Eukaryota, Metazoa, Chordata, Mammalia, Carnivora, Phocidae.